Oryzias melastigma (Indian medaka) is the source of this 467-nucleotide messenger RNA. It is a transcript of the gene smim20, whose product is annotated as small integral membrane protein 20. Gene Ontology annotation, biological process: mitochondrial respiratory chain complex IV assembly. The record is from RefSeq and is a predicted model, not a curated record. The transcript is spliced from 3 exons. Gene Ontology annotation, cellular component: mitochondrial inner membrane. NCBI's taxonomy places the organism in Eukaryota, Metazoa, Chordata, Actinopteri, Beloniformes, Adrianichthyidae. Bases 96 to 308 code for a protein of 70 amino acids.
AAACUGUAACAGAGUGACAUUUACACCGGAAGUACAUAAUGUAAACAGGGGUUGUGUUUUGGAGGUGAAUGUAGACGUCUCAAGACACCAGAAAAAUGUCUAAAAAUACCAGAAUAGCGCUGGUUUUUGGGGGGUUUAUAACAGCAGUCGCCGCUGCUUUAUAUCCUAUUUUCGUCUAUCCCCUGACACACAAAGACGAGUACAGACAAACUCAAAGGAUAAACCGGUCUGGAAUAAACCAGGAAGAUGUGCAGCCUGUGGGUCUAAAAGUUUGGUCUGAUCCCUUCAAGCCCUCAGAAAAGCGAUGAGCUCCUCCUCGCCGCCCCGGGCGCUGCCGGACGGUCGUGUCUUUGAAAGCGCUGAAAGCCUUUAUGAUGAAAUGUGUUUAGUGAGUGAAAUAUGUCACGAGUGUUUGCUGUUCAACUUUUUGACCUAAAUAAACUUCAAGAACUUCUAAAAAACCUUAA